Molecule: messenger RNA, 2914 nt
Organism: Dermochelys coriacea (leatherback sea turtle)
Lineage: Eukaryota; Metazoa; Chordata; Testudines; Dermochelyidae
Product: killer cell lectin-like receptor subfamily B member 1B allele A
Exons: 6
Coding region: 1460-2251 (263 amino acids)
Source: RefSeq, a predicted model, not a curated record
UUUCAACCCCAAAAUGUUUUACACUUUCACUUUUAACAGGUCUGUUGGGGCCUGUCAUUGUGCACUAUAUUUAUUCACUAUGGAGGAAAGUAUUGUCAAGUAUCAUCAAAUUAAGGCAUCUCAAACAGCCGCUAUGGACUUGACACAGCACUACAGAUAUUCUCUGGCCUGCGUUACGGCCAUUAGACAAGACGAUCUAAUGAGCUUCAAAUCUGUGAAAUUAUUAAUCAUUCGACACAGCCACAUUCUCCAGCUGUUUUCAUGCUAGGUUCUAAACUUCAUCGUAGGUCACCGGGGUGUAGAUCACACUCAGAGCAGUGGGUGGGCUGGAAAGGUCUUCUGCAGUAGAAAGAAAAACUUCAGUGAUAGGUGGGUGACUUUUUUUAGCUAGUCAAUGAGCAGGGAGGUUUGAAGGCCAGCUAGGGGGCACUUGCAGCCAGAGCAGGUCAUUGCCAUGCUCUGCUCCCACGUACCAGGGCUACUGGUGAAAAGAUUCGUGCUAGCUUCGCCAGAGCUAGCAUUGAAAAACUGGCAGGAUGGCGGGUACGGUGCUAGUGACUUGGGCUAGUGCCCUGAGCUCAGACCCGGGGGAAGGCAGGCAGGCUUGGACUUGAGUUGCUAGCCUGAGACAACAUCCAUGCUGCUAUAUUUAGGGUGCUAAGGGAGGGCAAGUCUGUUUAGCUACACAUAUAAUGAAACAACUGCCCCAAGGCAAAUAAUAAAUAAUAAAAACACCAACUUCCCGCCCCUUGGACCAUGCAGUUAAAACAGGCCAGAGAAGUUUGAUUUCAAACGUUGGGAAAUGCUGUCUCCCACCCCCAACACACACACACACAGAGAAAAAGUUGAUGGGAAGUGAUUUUUUCCACCAUUUUUAUCAACAUUUUCAGUGGAAACUUUCCUCUUCUUGAGCAACCUCCCCACACAAAAUCUUCCCCUGCCCCGCCCCCAGUUGCAACCUUUUCUUUUCGGGUGGGGGAUUUUUUGUUGGGGAACGAACUUUCCAAACUUUUCGAGGAAAGCGGCUGCUUUCUACCCAAAAAUAAAAAUUCAUGGUAGUGAAAACAUUGUGAUGGAAACCUGUCCACCCACCCUCUUUUCGAGCUCAUUUCCACCUCUUGAGCUAAAAUAGCUACACAGGCUUUGGACAGUUGGCUGCUGUGGGAAGCCUCCUCAAAGACCAUUUGUUCUCCAAGCACAGACAAAAGCAGAGGGGCAGGAUCUAGACACAGGCCCAUUUGCACUGGCUCUGUAUGGCUCCGGAUUGGCAUUUGCUGCCUAACUGAGUUAGGAUCUGCAUUGAAUCGGAGUCGAGUCGAGCAGCCAACUCUCCUGGCAGUUUUGAAAAGAGCAGCAGGGGCAGAAGGUACAAAUUAUUCAGCCAUUCGCCAAAGCCCACGCGGUGGUUGGAAGGUGGCAGGUUUCAACCAACACAAUAUUUCCUGGUGGAGGCGUGUUCAUGUUAGCUCACACACAGCUAGGACGGUGCCUUCACACACAGCUGUUGCCCUUGCCUGCCAUGGCUGAUGGAGAAGUCUACAAUUAUGUAAACCUCUCGGCAGGCUCUCUGCCCAGCGACAUGUCAGCCCCGGCUCAGCAUCACACUUGUCCGCAAUGUCCGCUUUGGCAUCGGGUCAGCUGCGCCGGGAACUUCGUCCUGCUGGGAGCUGUGAUAGUGCUGGUGGUCCUGGUUUGCCAGCGCCCAUCCCAGAAUCGCCACACGGCAGCCGUCCCGCAGACCGCUCAGAAGAGCGAUUCCUGUGAGAUAAAUCGAAACACAACAGUGUACAACUGUACAUUGGAGGAUUUCCGAUCUUACCUGAAGCAAAACUUGUGUGAGGUGGAAAACAGCUCAGCAGAGGGCUCCGAGUGCAAACUCUGCCCCAGGCACUGGGUGCCACACAGGGACAAGUGCUACUGGCUGUCUGAAGAGAAUCAAUACUGGAGCAGGGGCCGUGAUGACUGCUCACGGAGGGGAUCUCAACUGCUAGUGAUCCAGGACCAGGAGGAGCUGGAGUUCAUACAGAAUACUACAAGAAAUCAAAAUCCGAUGUGGAUUGGACUCAACAUCACAUCCCCAGGGAGGAAGUGGACCUGGAUGGAUGGUUCCCCAUUAAAUCAAACACGAUUCACGGUAUUGGGUUCUGCUGAAGAGAACAGCUGUGCUGCAGUAAAGAAGAAUCGGAUCCAGUCUGAAAUCUGCACCACUGACUAUAAAUGGAUUUGCCAAAAGGAAGCUGUGCUAAUUUAACCGGGUGGAUUGGUGACCUCUGUUUGAAUAGGUGGAAUGCAAAACAUCUAGUGUAUUUGUCUUUAUUACCACUAACAAAUUUUCAGGUAGGGGAAAUCUGGGCCGCUCCAUUAAAGUCAGUGGAGCAAGAAUGAUUCACAUCAGCCUGGGAUCUAGGCUCACUGAUUCAAAUGGAGUUAUGGCUGCUUUCAACCAGCUGGGGGUCUGGCCACAUUGACUCCAAUGGAGCUCCCCCCGAUUUAUACCAGCUGGGGAUCUGGUCCUUUGGAAGGGUUCUAGAUUUACAAAAUUAUAAAAACACUUGGCAUCUAAAAUUGUUUUCAGUGUAUAAAAAUUAAUUGAUUCCUGGGACAUCAUUAUGUGCAUUAUGGUAGCGCUCAGAUCAGGGCCCCAUGGUGCCGGGCGCUGCCCAGACACACAGCCACAGACAGUCCCUGCCCCAGCUGAGAUCAGAGCCCCAUUGUGCCGGGCGCUGCACAGACACAGUAUGAGAUACUCCAUGUCCCAGAGAAUUUACAAUCAGAGUCUGAGAUUCCAAGGCCCCUGAGGGUGUCAGGUGUUCAAAUCCCAAUGAAAUUCAACUCUUAGGCUCCUCUGAAAAUCAAAGCCUAACUGGACAGAGCAAACAUUACUAUCUACAUUUAAUAAAUGGGGAAUUGAGGC